AUGGCAAGGCGGAACAUUGUAUACUUUCCUUUUCGACCCCUGUGCCCUGGCUUCUCUGGAGAACUGACCGGAUUCAUGAUGGGGUAUUACAAGAGCUCGUUCGAGCAAGACGGAGCCAAGAAGUACUAUACACUGACCCAGUUCGAAAUGUCUACUUAUCUGGUUGCAUAUGCCAAUGGACGUUUCGCACGCCUGGAAAGCUCUUAUAAGGGACCUCUGAGUGGGAAGACCCGUCCCUUGCGCAUAUACUCAUUCUGGGUGCAGGCUGAUGUGAUUCAUCAGGCUCAGUAUGCCCUCGACAUCAAAGCAAAAGUUCUCCCAGUCUAUGAGGAGAUUUUUGACAUCGAAUACCCUCUCCCAAAGCUGGAUACUCUAGCGGCCCGUAAUUUUGAUGCAGGCGCUAUGGAGAACUGGAUCGGUAAGCCGAUGCGCUCCACUCUCAACAUAACCAUAACACCUUUUACUAGCGUGUACCCGGAAUGGAAGGUCGACAGCUUAUUCAUAUUCGAGCAUUUGAAUGAUGCGCCGGAUCUUGAUGCCAAAUUGUCUUCUCAUCCGAUUGAAGUUCAUCGUCCUGCUGCCAACCAGAUCAACCAGAUUUUCGACUCCCUUUCAUAUGCCAAAGCAGGCCCUGUUUUGCGCAUGCUAUCCAACUUUGUUGGCGAGGAGCGCUUCUUGAAAGGUGUUUCGAUCUACCUCAAGAAGCAUCUAUACGAAAACACUGUCACCAGAGACCUGCGGCAGGGCAUCUCAGAGUCCACUGGGAUCGGCUUUCCUGUCAUCGCUGUCACUGAGGGUGAAAAUGGUAUCCAUGCCCGCCAGGAUCGUUUCCUGGAGUCUGGAUCUGCAGAAGAAAAGGGCAAUGAGACGAUAUGGAACGUGCCUUUGGCCCUGCUGACAGCUACUAACGAUAAAGUCAACAUUGAUAAGCCCGCCGAUCUUGACACUAGGGAGAAGGCGCUCCCCACCGAUACCUCAAUGCCUUUCAAGCUCAACGCGGGGACCUACGGUGUUUACCGCGCGUUGUACUCUGAUGAGAGGUUCGCAGCGAUUGCUAGGAAGGCUGCCAAGGGCGAUACUGCGUUCUCGCUGAAUGACCGCAUUGGCCUUCUGCAUAAUAUUACCACUUCGGCGUCAACUUGGUGGGAGCACGAGGUUAUCGUCAACAAUCAUGAACGACGCGAUAACCUACCACUAGGCUUCCUGCGGCUGUUACCAGGCGUUGGAGCUGCCUUCGUUGGGGCUCGCGGCUCUACUACGUCCAUGCUAGCUAGCUGCAGAGCUCAGCUGCGGCGUGACGGAGCGACUCAGCUCAUUAGAUGGGGGUGGCCGGGCGCGGACGACCGCUGA
Molecule: messenger RNA, 1350 nt
Organism: Suillus plorans
Lineage: Eukaryota; Fungi; Basidiomycota; Agaricomycetes; Boletales; Suillaceae
Exons: 11
Coding region: 1-1350 (449 amino acids)
Biological process (GO): peptide catabolic process; proteolysis
Cellular component (GO): cytoplasm
Molecular function (GO): metalloaminopeptidase activity; peptide binding; zinc ion binding
Source: RefSeq, a predicted model, not a curated record